Python bivittatus (Burmese python) is the source of this 2858-nucleotide messenger RNA. The record is from RefSeq and is a predicted model, not a curated record. Lineage: Eukaryota; Metazoa; Chordata; Lepidosauria; Squamata; Pythonidae.
UGACUAAAGGACCGACCUUGGGAACAGAACUCAUUCUUAAACUAGGAACUACCUGUACUCUUUAUUGCAUCGUACAAUUAAUCAGCCAACAUGGCAUUUUCUGCAUACAAAAGUACACACAUGUCAGUUUUGAGAUGUCACGGGUGCAAUGAAACCUUAGUUUUACCCUGGCAUCCUCACAUCUUCUGUGCAAGCUAGGAUUUCUAAUAUAGACUGCCUUGCAAACCAACAUGUUAUUUACUUUGUAGUACUGAAAAAAACCAUUAAGAGUCAUAUAUGCCGUGCUGUUAGGAAAAUAAUUGUUUUAUGUUCAGCUUUAAUCAUUCCAAAAUUUCACAUUUGAUUUUAGGAGAAAACUUUAUUGUAAUUGUUGCGGGAGCGAAUUUGCUUCUGAAUUCUGAUGAUUUAAAAAAGGCUGCUCAUGUCAUCUCUGAAGCCAAAGUGAUGGUCUGCCAACUUGAAGUAACCCCAGCUAUUUCUUUAGAAGCAUUAAAAAUGGCUUAUACCAGUGGAGUGAAGACUUUGUUUAAUCCUGCUCCAGCAAUUGCUGACCUAGAUCCACAGUUUUACACUUAUUCCAACAUCAUCUGCUGCAAUGAAAGUGAGGCAGAAAUUCUAACAGGAAUUGCAGUUGGCAAUGCUGGAGAUGCUGGACAAGUUGGACUUAAAUUGUUAGAGAGAGGCUGUAGGACUGCCAUUGUAACCUUGGGACCAGAUGGUUGUGUGAUAGUCUCCAAAGAGGAACCAGCUCCUAAUCAUGUUCCUGUCACAAAGAUCACUGCUGUGGAUACCACGGGAGCAGGUGAUAGCUUUGUUGGAGCACUAGCUUUCUACCUGGCUCAGUACCCCAAUCUGCCUCUACAAGAAAUGCUGAGGAGAAGUAACUUUAUAGCAUCCAUUAGCACUCAAACAACAGGGACACAGACUUCCUACCCUUACAGAAAGGAUCUGCCACAAAACCUAUUUUAAGCUGUAUAACAUAAGUUUGAUUUUCUCUUCUCAGGUACUACAGCUUUUUAGACAAAUGCCAACUAUAUGGAUGCCAAAAUUAAGAUGUGUCAUUGUAUAAAUCUCAUAAUGUUGCUUAACCUUACCCUGAAUAAGGUGUACAUGGUUUCACACACUGCAAUUCCAAUUUUGGACAUAGCAUUUCAGCUUUACAGUAAGAUUAUUUUCCAUGUCUUAGUCACUUAAGCAAGAACCCUUAUUACUAUUUUAAAAUUGUGAUCCUACUCUGAGAAUAAAAUUUUUGUGCAAUUUGGAGUCUUUGUUUGCAUUGGGAAACAAUUAUCAAAGCAGAAAGUACUAUUCAAUAUUUAUAUUGAAGCUUAACACACAAAAAACAAUGCAAGGCUCACUUUUGCAGUGAAAUACUUGUAGAAGUUGUGACUUUAAAGAGUGUGGAAUUCUGCUGAACUACAGCCCUCAAGAGCCCCAGCUACUAUGGCAAAAUGUCACAGGCUCCUCAUCCUUGUUCUAACAUAAGAUUACACCCCUUUGUUGACUGAUGAAGACUGCAACAGAACUGUAUUACUCUAUGGAUGCACAGCAAAUAUUUGCAGGCAUGGCAAGAUUCCUGAAUGCAUUAUAUUACCAGCUCAACCAUGAAUCACACCCUCAUCACUAUCUGGUCAGUUUACUACAGUGCCCUUUACCUGGGAUUUAAAAGCCAUUUGGGAACUGCAGGUAAUACAAAAUACAGUGGACAACCUGUUAAAUGGCAUUAGAUCCAAACAGCAUAUGUGCCACAGGCCCUUCAGUGGCUGCCAGUAUGUUUCAAGGUGCAAUUUAAAGUGCUGGUUUUGAUAUGGAAAGCACAUGCUAUUAAGGUAGCUUCUAGGACCACCUUCUCCAACCAGAAUUAUCCUAUGUGCUCUGAACAUCUCAUGAAAAUUGCUUGGUAUUCACCUGAAGUUGGGGGUACUGAGGCCAGGAGAAGUGUCUGCGUCAUGAUCCCUGUAUUAUUGGAACAGCCUUUCCCUAGGUGUAAGACAUAUGCCAAAAGAAAUUCAUUUAUGUUCAUUUGUUAAAAAUGUUUUUAUGCUGCUUCAAUCAUUCAGAGUUUAAGCAGUUCACAGCAUAUAUACAAUAAUAUACUGUAAACAUCAUAUUCUACAACACUCAAACUAUCUUAUGCUAGAGCCAGCAAUUGUAAUAGGACUAAUCUUAUUCCAAGCUCCCACAAUCACACUAUCACAUACUCAAUUCCAAGUGCUCUCUGAAAAAGCCAAGUUUCUACAAGCUUUCUAAAUAUCUUAUGUCUGGUUAGAAGCCAUUCUACAAGAAAGCCGCUCCUGCAGAAAAUGCUUGCAUGUAAGUCUCCUCCCAUCACACCUCAUUCUGCAGGCAUACUUUGGGUAGAUUCUAUUCAAAGCAAGCAAUCUAGUAGAUACCUGCGUUCAAAGCUUUGUGAUACUUCAAAAGUUAAUGACCAGCACCUUGAAUUGCACUGGGGAGAUGAGUUCUUCUGAAGGACUUUUAAAAUUUGAGAUGAAACCAUCGUAUGAAUUUUGAUAAACUGCUUUUUUGGCUGAUUGUUUCAAUUUAUACUAUAGAUGUUUAUGUUUUUUUUGUGUGUGUGACAAAACAUCUUAGACUACAGUGGUACAGAAAUCUAAUAAAUAAAGCAUAAUAAAUUAAAAACUCAAAAGACCAGUCAACUGUAGCUAAAUGAAAUUUCAUAAAAAGCAAUAUAAAUCCAGCUGCCUGCCUCUAUGCCUGAGACAGCCAAUCAAACUAUGCAAAUUAUUCCAUUGUUCAGUUUUGUAGCUACAUGGAACAAAUGUUUCUUACAAGAGUGUAAGCUUCCCUAAACCCGGUGCCAGAUGUGUUUGAACUACAGUUUCCACCAUUUGCUU